UCCUGCGGGGGACGUUUCCCGCCCCUCCGUCAGAUUUUACGUCGCGACGCAUGGAACGUCGCGCGCCACCUACGUAGUCAUGGCGUCAUAUCUUCCAACUCAACCGCCGCUUCCUGGCCGGCCCAGGAAGCCGCCUGAGGCCCGGCUCUGUGAACCGCUAUCCGCUCAUCACCACCGUUCUCCUGCCGUUAGGGCGAUAAAGGAAACUCGUGGCUUCAACAUGCGAGGCUGCAGAAGACGGGAGUAAAUGCAGGAGCAGACGGACCGCAGCGGCCUCAGAUAGUGUUUGACCCCCUCAAACAUCUCAGGGGUGGGAAAUGAGAUGUUCUUCAGCAUCGUGCACUAGGUCAGUUUCUGAGGCAGAGCAGCAGUGGUGAUGGUGUUGGACUCGGGGGAAGUCUUCAUGGAUCAGGAUGAGGGUGAAAGCGUCAGGAGCAGCAGGGACUUGGAGCCAGAUGUCCGAGCGGAUCCACCCAAAGCUGCCAGCAGCUCGGCCGCGGCGCCCGCGCUGGCGGCCAGAAGGGGCGGCGUUAAGAAGGAGAAGGUGUUCCAAAACGGACUCCCAUCCCAGACCAGCAGCUGCCAGGCUGGGAGGAGGUCGUCGUCUCUGAAAGGACCACCGAGACCACCCCUCCACCGCCCCCUCAGCCUGGAGAUCACGCCGCAGCACCUGCGGGGGGCUCGGGAGCAGCCGGUGGACAGGCGAAUUGUGCAGCCCCCCUGGCGCUGCGGCUCGGCCGCCCCCUCGCCCCCCGCCCGCAGCCUGACCAGUCCCAGUCUGGGAGCAGGCGGCUGGAUGCGCCGCAGCGAAAGCACCUGUUCGGUCAACUACUCUCUCGGGCUCCGGAGCGGCAGGGGGCAAAUGCGGCCUGCCACCUCCCUGCCCCACAUAGCUAAAGGCGUGGGGAGCGCGAGGCUGCCCACUUCACCCAGACCCUGUCUGCUCGUCGCCCUCAGACCUCUUAACCUGGAACAGGAGAAGCAGGCGUUUUUCCUCUCCGACUACAAGUACGAGCCUCAGUUUGAGUACACGCAGCCUGAACCGAGGAGCGUGCUGGACAAGUACAGAGAGGGCUCGGGCCUCUUCCUGGAACAGGCGGUUGGAAUCAUGGAGUGUGUCCUGAGGAAGUACGGCUCCUAUGAGAACUUCGAGGAGGUGACUGGUGGCAGUGUCCUCCCUAAAAGUCAGGUCUGGGCUGCCGUGCGCAAGUAUCUGCAGAAGGAAGGCUGUGUGGGGGAGGUUGUGGUGCGUCUGUCUGAUGAGCUCCUGUCUCAGGCGGUGAUGGUGGUGGAGAGCUGCCGUCCCACUCUGACCAUCAACCUGGCUGGAGCGCGACAGCACUGGCUGGAGGGGAUGCUGAGGCAUGAGAUAGGAACACAUUAUCUGCGAGGAGUAAACAACGCUUUGCAGCCCUGGGCCACAACAGAAGGCAGGAAGCAGUAUGGCCUCAAACCUGCCAAUCCCACAGAGGAAGGUCUGGCCAGUCUGCACAGCGUGUUGCUACGGAAACAGCCCUUUCUGUGGCGCGCGGCUCUGCUGUACUACACGGUGUAUCACGCGACCAGCAUGAGCUUCAGCCAGCUCUUCAGUCACAUCGCUCGCUUCGUCCAGGACCCACACGUCCGCUGGGAAUAUUGUCUGAGAGCCAAGAGGGGACAGACUGACACGUCGAAGCCGGGUUGCUUCAGUAAAGAUCAGGUUUAUCUGGAUGGGAUUCUCCGGAUUCUACGCCAUCGAAGGUCCAUCGACUUCAAGAUGCUGACAUCCUUAGGCAAGGUGUCGUAUGAAGACGUGGAGCGGCUGCGUCACUUGGCCGCGCUGUCCAGGACAAGAAUCCCACACUUCAUGCGCGACCAGGAGCGGUACAUGCAGCAUCUGGAUCACAUCAUCGCUGUGAAUGAGCUGGAGGAUUCAACGCUGCAACAGCUGCUGCCCUGAUCCCACCUGCACCGCCCGUAGCCAAGAAAGGUUGCUGGUACAAUGACUGCAUCACCUGGUGCCCUGAAUAUCACGUCAAACAUCCACUAACUGAUGCUUGUUUUAAGCAUUUUUUUAAACUUGAACAAUAUCAAAAAAGGGACAAACACUAAUUCCCCCUAUUUACAUUCUCACCUUUUGUCCAAUGCAUGUACAGAGUAUUGGAGUACAGCUAAAGUACCCUCUCUUCCCUCUGCCUAUACUCCCACUAUGAAAUUACCUCAAUAAUGCAACUCUGAUGUAACCAACAUUAUCUAUGUAGACUCGUACAUAAUCAUUGCGCCCAACGCCUGUGCACUACCACGUUAUGUACACAUCCAUUAUCACUCGUAUGCUGUAUUGAUACAGUUAUUUAAGUCUUUUUUUUACCUUGAGGGAACACGCUGAUUGUUGUUCUCUGUGUGGUAUUAGCUUUAUAUCUUCUGUUUCUAUGCCACAUUGUUUAUGCCUUAGAUUGUUUGCUUUUUGAAAAAGGACACCAAGGACACUUAACUUUCAAAGUGGUGGCUGACACCACAUAUCUUUAGGAUAUCAAGUGCCAGUGGAUCCAGUAUAGUAUUAAAAAACUCCCCAGGGAGCUUUUAAAAUAUCUGUGUUAUUGAUAAUCAGCUGUUGUUUAUGUCUUGGUGUCCUUGGUGAUCCUUGAUAUUAAUAUGCUACUGUGAUGUGACGUACUUUGAGCUACCCUUCUGCUCAACAACCAAACUUUCUUUUUGCAGUUAAAGGAAUAGGUUGACAAUUUGGGGAAUUCAUUUGGCCUUUUCCUUGCGUGGAGAAGAGAGAGAGGCUUCAUAGUAUUUUGGGAUUUCAUCUCUCAGUACAUGAAGCUUUUCCUGGAGCAUAAAGUGAAGGGUAGAAGCUCUCAUCAUUUCUCAGAUGAUGAUAACUACCAUUUGAUUGGAGCUUGUUGGCUUCACCAGUUAUGUAUUACCUUACUAGUUUAGGUUAUCGCCACCUUCUUAUCAAUCUCUUUCUCUCUAUCAAGAAAAAGAAAGUACAUUUCCCUAAUUGUCAACAACUACUCCAUUAACAUGUAACUAAAGUGCCAAUGUGGCAUCUUUACCACCCUGGGCUGUCUAUGAAGCAGCCAAAGCCAGUAAUGCUUGUUCCUUAUCCAAAUGUGGGCGAAACUGGCUGAGGAAGAGGCCGGGGGUAUUGUGGGUGUGCCUUCGAUGGGUGUAGAGCUCAUCUGCUGUAGCUAGCAAUUUCUUCGUAGGCUGCUUUUUAGUGUUCGACACCAAACAUCAGAUGUCAGCCAGGGCAUUCAUUUUAGGACAGGCAGUCUGAGCGCAAAGCAUCAGCUGACGUUUUUAAACUAAAAGGAAAAGCAAAAUGUGAACUUUUUACUAGAAAUGGCUGCAUUUGCAGGUUAAUAUUAAACUAAAAGUCACUGGUGUUUACAGUUGUAUCCCUUUAGUAGCCUCAGCCCAGAUCUGCCAAAAUGAAUGCACCUGUUGAACGCACGAAUGUUGCACCAAGUGUUUUAUGUUCUGGAAACACCUUGAAUUUCCAGCUUAUUUAUUAAAAGUACACACGCACACACUCAA
Betta splendens (Siamese fighting fish) is the source of this 3525-nucleotide messenger RNA. RefSeq names its product kiaa0895l. The record is from RefSeq and is a predicted model, not a curated record. Bases 377 to 1939 code for a protein of 520 amino acids. Lineage: Eukaryota; Metazoa; Chordata; Actinopteri; Anabantiformes; Osphronemidae. The transcript has 7 exons.